CUGGAGAGAGAGCGACCCGCGUGUGGGGAGAAAGUCCAGGUCCAACCCAGAGAGAGAGAGAAGGGAGGAGGCGGUGGUGUAAGAUAGAAGAGAGAGAAGAGGAAUUUGCAUCAAUCUUGCAACCAGGGGAAAAGUGAAGGAUGCAAUAAAAAGUUGGCGCGGAAAUUGCACCGUCCGCAACAGAAAUACCAACCAGAUGGCUUGGUUCUGCAACCAAGGGGGCAACGCGUCUGUGAACGGCUCCGGGGUCCGCCCGGGCAACGCCAGCUCUCCGUGCGACCCCUCGGCCCCUCCGCCGCCGCCGCCGCCGCUGGUGGUGGUGAGGAACGAGCUGGUGGCGCGCGUGGAGGUGGCCGUUCUGUCCGUCAUCCUGGUGCUGGCGCUGAGCGGCAACCUGGGCGUGCUGCUGGCGAUCCGCUCGAGCCGCCGCAAGCCCUCCUCGCGGAUGUUCUACCUGGUCAAGCACCUCAGCAUCGCCGACCUGGUGGUGGCCGUCUUCCAGGUGCUGCCCCAGCUCAUCUGGGAGGUCACCUUCCGCUUCCAGGCGCCCGACUUUCUCUGCCGGGCGGUCAAGUACCUGCAGGUGGUCGGCAUGUUCGCCUCCACCUACCUGCUGAUCGUCAUGUCCAUUGACCGCUGCCUGACCAUCUGCCAGCCGCUCAAGUCCCUGCAGCAGCGCUCCAACAGACCCUAUGUGGUCUGCUCCUGGGUGGUCAGCCUCCUCUUCAGCAUCCCCCAAGUCUUCAUCUUCUCCCUCAAGCAAGUGGUGCCAGGGGCCUACGACUGCUGGGGGGACUUUGCCCAGCCCUGGGGAGCCCGGGCGUACGUCACCUGGAUCACCCUGGCCGUCUAUGUGCUGCCCGUCAUCGUGCUCGCCGUCUGCUACUCGCUCAUCAGCCUCAAGAUCUGGCGCAACGUCAAGUUGAAGACCCAGCGGGAGGCCCGCGCCUCCUCGUCCUCCCCGUCCGCCGCCGGCAGCCUCAUGCUGUCCCGGGUCAGCAGCGUCAAGAUCAUCUCCCGCGCCAAGAUCCGCACCGUCAAGAUGACCUUCGUCAUCGUCCUGGCCUACAUGGUCUGCUGGACGCCGUUCUUCGUCGUGCAGAUGUGGAAGGUGUGGGACGAGCACGCCCCUGAAGAGAAUUGGCUGUUUGUCAUCGCCAUGCUGCUGGCAAGUCUCAACAGCUGCUGUAACCCCUGGAUCUACAUGUUCUUCACUGGCCGGCUGUUCCACGACCUGGUCCAGCGACUGCUCUGCUGCUGCUCCCCGAAGCUCAGCAAACCCGAGCAGCCCAGCAACGAGCUGACCUGCAGCAAGAAAAGCAACUCCUCCACCCUCGCCAUCAGCCUCAAGAGCUCGGGCAGUCAGAAGAGCCUUUCACUUCAUCAGCAGCAUGAGCAGUAAAGCAAGUCCUGGGCAACUCUUUCUUUGUGUGUAUGUUUCGCGAGGGCCAGACUGCCGAGGCCUUUCUCUAUGUUUCCCAGGCCUUUAUCCAUGAUGUAAAAUGCUGUGCUAACUAUGAGCGAUAAGUUCUAAUUCCUCUCCAGUGGAUUUUGAUGCACUGACAAAAGCAUGUCCUUAUAGUGGCUGGGUCCUGUGGGCUAUGCUCCACCAGGAGAAGGCAGCUAGCGGAGAUUAAAUAACGAGAGGAAUGCGGUGGUACAAUGGUUCCUGUUCCUGACUGGUAUUCAUUGAUGCUUUGUGUCCAUUGGGCAUUUACACAGCUACCCUGCUGACAAAACAGGAUGGGUUGGUGAAGGCCUAGCCGGGAGAGUGGAGUAGAUAACUUUAAACAGCCUGGUCAGGAAUACUGUGGCACACCUCUGAAGCGGGUAGGACAUGAUCCCAGGCCUUCUAGUGGGACAUUACCACUGGGCCACAAGAACCCUUCUCAGGGGAACGGAUGCUUGGGUUAACACCCUCAGUUGUUGGGGAUGCAAGUGGACGGUGGUGUGACCAGGAAACAAACAAGCACCUUUCUGAUGUCCUGUGACAGCCAGCACUAGCCUGACUAAGGUUGUGACAAUGAUUUAAGCAGGUCCCCCUCUGCAUUUUUGUGCCUUCUCACCAUCUCCACACCAGCAAUUUGAAACAACCAUUGGUCUGUACAAGUAGGCUUUUUUUUUCCAGAGUGCCACUACAUACUUGUUGUCAGUUUGUGUUUCUGUUGUGUACUAGAAUGCUUAUUCUGUAUUUAUUUUGAUUGGUGUUGAGGCAUUUUUUUCUGGGCAUUUACUCAUGUCAUGUUACUAGUUUGUAAGACGUGUGGGAGUUGGUGGGGAGGGAAACAAUGUACCCUUUUGGACAUUUUCCCUGAUCCAUGAGCCGUAACUUCAGCUCAUUGAUACUUGUUUGAAUUAUUUUCCAGAUAGCUGGAUAUAUGGGAUGAUGCAAUAUUUUCAUUGAGCGACCUUGAAGUCAGGUAUCUCCAAACAUUUGGUCCCUUCGGAUUAGAGGUUAUUGAUAAGGCAAUGCAUGGAGGGGACGUGAGUGAUUAAGUUUCAUUAUCCUCUGCCUGAAAAAUGGAAGGUUGUUCCGUUUAUCCCUGUAGCUUUAUUUCUAUAACACUGGUGAUCUUAUUUGUUGAAGGUCACCAUUCAGAUUGGCUAUAAUUUAAUGAAAUGGUAUAGUAGGCUUAAGGAAUGUUAUGGCCUAAUUCAGAUGUAACAUCGGUAACAUUGGUAGUCAUUCAAAGGAAUAAAGAUGGAAAGUAUGUUCCACUCAAAAAGAUUGUAGAUCCCAAAAUGACUCACAAUUCCCAAAAGCGCUGGACCAAAUUAUCACUCUCUAUGGAUUUCUUCAUAUUCAUCUUCAGUGCUGAACAGGAUUAUCAAUUAGGUCUUUGAGGUGUCAUCUACAAUGGGAUGUUAGAGACUAACCUAAGGACUUGGAACUGAGAUGAGGAGGAAUUGCUUUGUUCUUGUGAAUGGUGCAUCUUUGGGAUUCUGUACCCCAGACAGCUGUGGAAACUCGAUCACUGGGGACAUCCAAGACAGAACUUCCUACAUUUCUAGGUACUAAUUACAUUAAAGGGUAUGGCGAUAGUUCAGGGAAGUAGCAUUAAGAUAGCUGAUCGGCAUGAUCUAGAAUGACAGAGCAGAUUAAAGAGGCAGAAAGGCCUACUUCUAUCUCCCUUGUUCCUGUAGCCCAAACGUAAAGAAUUUUCCAUGGGCCCUGUGAGUAUCCAAUUUCGAGAAUCUAAAGCGCACGUUAGGGAUGGGAUAGAGUGCAACAAUCAUAAGAGUCUGGGAUAUUUGGGAGGAGUUGUGGCUCUUCCUAUCUUGGAUAAGGUAAUUUGGAUAUAUAUGGGAUAGAGGAAGAAGUUACUGAGGUGAAAGACAAAAUUAUAAAAUGCCAUUGUGUUCUGAGAUGAUAU
Messenger RNA from Hemiscyllium ocellatum (epaulette shark), 3374 nucleotides. RefSeq names its product oxytocin receptor a (gene oxtra). Lineage: Eukaryota; Metazoa; Chordata; Chondrichthyes; Orectolobiformes; Hemiscylliidae. The coding region runs from base 197 to 1402 and encodes 401 amino acids. Gene Ontology annotation, biological process: G protein-coupled receptor signaling pathway; maternal process involved in parturition; positive regulation of vasoconstriction. Gene Ontology annotation, molecular function: peptide binding; vasopressin receptor activity; oxytocin receptor activity. The record is from RefSeq and is a predicted model, not a curated record. Gene Ontology annotation, cellular component: membrane. The transcript has 2 exons.